Molecule: messenger RNA, 426 nt
Organism: Trichomonas vaginalis G3
Lineage: Eukaryota; Parabasalia; Trichomonadida; Trichomonadidae
Product: repellent protein 1 family
Exons: 1
Coding region: 1-426 (141 amino acids)
Source: RefSeq, a predicted model, not a curated record
AUGAGUUCUUCAUCAAGCUCUCGUGAACCUUCACCAUCUAUGAAACAAACUUUACCAAACGAUUAUGGAGCACCUAUUGAAUAUUUCUUACGAGCUGCACAAUGGCAAAGAGCAGUUUCACCAAGGUUAGGUGUUCCACCAGCUCCUGUCAAAAAUAGCAUUUGGUCAAGUCCUUAUAUAAGAUAUGGUCUCCCACUAGGUUUGCUAGCUACAGCAGGAGCAGUUAUGAUGUUGAAAAGAAAUAAAGCAAAUGUUGUAAAUAAUACUGAAGUAGCUGAAGUUAAACAAACUCCAACACCUUCAAUGACUCCUGAACCUAUGGAAGUACAAACUCCUGUUCAAAAGUCAACUCCUAAACCGACUCCAACAUUUAAACCAGAACCUACUCCUCAAAUAAAUCGUAAAACUCCUGCGUUUCCUUACUGA